AUGGCCAAUCUCUCAAAUCAACUCGCAGCAUUGUACUUGGGGGGAAAUCAACUGUCAGGAACUAUUCCAGAAGGGUUUGGAAACUUUGUCAACCUAUAUCUCCUUGGCCUUGAAUUCAACUAUCUUUCAGGGGUCAUUCCAAGAGAUUUUGGCAAAUUACAAAACAUGCAAGGUUUGAGUCUGUACCAAAAUGAAUUGUCAGGACAGAUAGUCUCUACUCUAUGUAACGCCACCGGUCUAUACGAGCUGGACCUAUCAAUCAACCAGUUUGAAGGGGGCAAUAUAUUUGACAAUGUUCUUAUAAACUGUGAAAAUUCGUUUAGUGGUUCUCUGCCUCCUGAAGUUGGAAAGCUUAUACAUUUGGUGGAUUUCAAUGUUUCCCACAACCAACUUGCUGGAGAUAUACCCAUAUCACUUGCUGAGUGUUCAGAUCUGGCGAAUCUUUCCAUGCAAGCCAAUUUUUUCCAAGGAACAAUUCCACCAAAUUUGGCUUCUUUGAAGAGCAUCCAGCAAGUAGACCUUUCAAGUAAUAACUUGACCGGUCCAAUACCCAAAGAACUGGAGAAGCUUCAAUUUUUGAGGUACUUAAACCUUUCCUAUAACGACAUCGAGGGUGAGGUACCGAACACCGGAAUUUUCAGCAAUGCGAGUCAAAUAUCACUGAUUGGCAGCAACAAACUCUGUGGAGGCAUUCCAGAAUUGGAGUUCCCACCUUGUCCACUGAUUAAGGGCAAAAACAGAGGAAAGCUUAAGGUUCUCAUAUCGCUGUCCAUUGUUUUACCAGCAACGCUUCUGGUUCUCGGUGCACUGUUGUUAUAUUUCUUGGUAUAUCAUAAAGGAGAAAGAAGAAUGGUGGCAGGAUUCUCUAGCAUGCCCGCAAGAAUCGAUGAGCUCUUACGGCUUUCUUACCAUGAACUUCUUCGUGCAACUUCUGGAUUUUCUCCAGAGAACUUAAUUGGUUCGGGAAAUUUUGGAUCUGUCUACAAAGGAAGGCUAGAAAAACAGGGCAACAAGCUUGUAGCAGUCAAAGUUCUUGAUCUUCAAAAGAACGGGGCUUCCAAAAGUUUUAAAGCCGAGUGCAAAGCAUUGAGAAAUAUUCGCCAUAGAAACCUCGUUUCUAUCGUGAGUUAUUGCUCCAGUAUUGAUUCCAAGGGUGAUGAAUUCAAAGCUCUAAUCUAUGAGUUCAUGGAAAAUGGAAAUCUGGACUUGUGGCUGCAUCCUUCAGAGACAACUGAUCAGGCAACAAGCUCAAGAAGUCUUAAUCUUCUUCAGAAGCUAAAUAUUGCAAUUGAUGUGGCUUCAGCAUUGCAAUAUCUUCACGACCACUGCGAAGCUGAGAUUGUUCAUUGUGAUCUAAAACCAAGUAACAUUCUUCUUGACAAUGAUCUUAUUGCUCAUGUGGGUGAUUUUGGAUUGGCAAGGCUUCUCCCAAAACCCAUCAACACUUCUUCCGAGCAAAGAACCAGCAGUACCAUUGCCAUAAAAGGAUCUAUCGGUUAUGCAGCUCCAGAGUAUGGAAUGGGUCUUGCGGCAUCAACUCAAGGGGAUGUCUACAGCUACGGCAUUCUUUUGCUAGAGAUAAUUACAGGGAGGAGGCCAACAGAUGAUACAUUCGUGGGUGAUCUUGAUCUGCAUAACUAUGUUAAUGGGACUUUGCAUGAACGAGUUUCUGAGAUCGUGGACCCGUUGCUUCUUCUUGAAGGAGAUGAAAACAGAAAUAUGACUCCUGGAGAGGAAACCAUUAAUGGUGGAAGAGAGAUGGAGUGCAUUAUUUCCCUAUUGAUGAAAAUUGGACUCAAGUGCUCUGCAAGAUUACCAAAUGGUAGGAUGCAUAUGAAUGAAGUUGUCAGAAAAUUACAUCUCAUUCAGGAUGUUUUCCUUGGUGUCAGGGUGCCUCAAGAAAAUUUUGAAGCUUAA
This is a messenger RNA of Coffea arabica (coffee), 1917 nucleotides long. Lineage: Eukaryota; Viridiplantae; Streptophyta; Magnoliopsida; Gentianales; Rubiaceae. The record is from RefSeq and is a predicted model, not a curated record.